This is a messenger RNA of Umbelopsis ramanniana AG, 491 nucleotides long. RefSeq lists its product as uncharacterized. The annotation marks the transcript as partial. The record is from RefSeq and is a predicted model, not a curated record. The transcript is spliced from 3 exons. NCBI's taxonomy places the organism in Eukaryota, Fungi, Mucoromycota, Umbelopsidomycetes, Umbelopsidales, Umbelopsidaceae.
CAUGACCAAAUCAUUUCUAUUCAUCAUCUGGGUUUGCCUUUUGGCAUUCGUGGUCGCUAACCCUCCUACUCAGCAAAAUAUCAUCAAAAACUUCAAAGUAUCUCCUGAGACCGUAAAGCCUGGACAACAUGUUCAUCUUACAUGGGAAAGAGUUACCAAGAAGUCUGAGGUGCUGCAAUUCUUCAUUGGCCAUUCUACUGGUAUGGGCCAUGCUCCCCAAAAGCUACUUGGAAAGGCACACAUCAAAGACGAGAAGGCUGAAAUUGAGAUUCCAAAAUCGCUGACGCCUUCCACUCCUGGCAAUAUCUGGAUAGUUGAAGUGAUGAUCAACGAAAAAGGUAGCUUGUAUGAUGUUGAAACCGUCAACAUUCAUGUCAAAUGAUGGUGAAUAGCACAACCCCAUUGUACACUUGAAAUUUCGUUUCCUUUCUCAGCUGCUCUUGAUCAUAGCUUAGUAAGGUUUCAUUAAUAUAGCAUUGUUUAUUAUGCAG